Messenger RNA from Phalacrocorax carbo (great cormorant), 6327 nucleotides. NCBI's taxonomy places the organism in Eukaryota, Metazoa, Chordata, Aves, Suliformes, Phalacrocoracidae. The record is from RefSeq and is a predicted model, not a curated record.
AGGCGGCGGCGGCGGCGGGGGCUGCCCAGGGAUUGUCUCGCUCGCUCCGCGGCAAGAAAGUUGGGCGGCGAGCGCGGACGGCGGCGGCGGCCCCCCCGGCGCGGUGUGCGGCGGCCGGAGCGCGGCCCCGGAGCGGCGCUGCCCCCGGGGAGGGGGCGCCGCGCCUGGAUUAUCCCGAGCUGGGUCGAGCCUCCUGGAUCUGCCUCUCUCCUCCGCGCCGAGUGAACCCGAGGUGUCCUCGUCCUGAUCCAGAUAGAUCCCCCCCUCUCUCUCUUUUUUUUUUUUUUUAAUUUUUUCUUUUUUUUUUUUUUCCCCUCCUCCCCUCCUCUUCCCGUCUCUGCUUUUUUGGGGGGGGUGGGGGGGGCGGGGGGUGGAAAUUUGUCAAGGUCAUUCCGUGGAUUUAAUAUUUUUUGUGUGUGUGUGUGUGUGUGUGUGUGUGCGCGCCGCUCGCCCCACCGCCACCGCCACCCAGCCUUGCUCUGUGGAUUAUCAUCGCCCUGGAUCCGAGGGUCUGAACAGCAGGAUUUUUGUUGUUGAUUUUUUAAAUUUUUUUUUUUUAAAAUUUUUUUUUGCAAGGGCUCCGGGGUUUGGAGAGGGGAAGCGGUGAGUUGGAGGGGGGUGACUUUUCUCUUCCCCCCCUCCCCCGCGCCCCCCCCCCCGCCCCCCCCCACCCCCACGCCCGGCCUUUCUUAAUUAUUAUUAUUAUUUUUUAAAUUUUUUUUUUUUUUUGAUUUGCUGCUUCUCCGGCAAUGGAUGGGAAAAUCCGGCAGAGCCGGAGGUCGAGGUCGCAGCGGGACCGCGUGCGGCGGCGGGAGGCGGCGGCCCGCGACCCGCGGAACCAGAGCCCCUCCUCGGGUUCGGAGAAGGAGCCGAGCCCCGGCAAGGAGAACGGCGGCCAGAACUGCACGGCCCCGCGGGGCCCGCCGCCCGCCGCCCGCGCCGCCCGGCCCCCGCGCCGCCGCCGCCGCGAGUCCAGCUCCCAGGAGGAGGAUCUCAUCGAUGGCUUCGCCAUAGCCAGCUUCAACACCCUGGAAGCCCUGGAGAAGGACAUGUCGCUAAAGCCUCAGGAGCGGAAGGAGAAAUGGGAGAGGCAUCCAGGAAAGAAACCUAGAGAAUCUGAAAACUGUGUGUCUGCUGAGCCAAGUGAAAAUGGCCAUAACAAUGACGCUGGGAGCUCUGAGAGAGAGGCAGAAAGAGGCAAAGAACGGAUGAAGAAGAAACUGCCCUUGAAGCUAUCCAAACAGAUGAAGGUCCCUACAAGCAGAAGUGGCAGAAAUAGCGAGGAAGACAGCAUCAGGGAGGCCACAAGCUCUCAGCGGAGCAGCUCAAGGGACCGUCUCAGUGAUAGUUCUGCUCAAUCGCUUUCAGGAAGAGGCUACUCCUGUGACAGCGAGAGUGAUAUUGACGAUAAGACCGCAACGGAACUGGAGCUGACUCGUAUCAGGAGUGCCUUGAUAACAAGCAAGGCUUCUGUAGGCUCUGAGAAGCUGUUCUCCCCUGCAGCAAAUAAAGGUCCCACCUUGAAUGACAAGCCAGAAGUGAAAGCAGCCAAUGUCCCAAAGGUGUCUGGGCUAGAGCGGAGCCGGGAACUGAGCACCGACGUGCCCUUCGCCCUGCCUAUCCCCAGCCCCCAGCCAGUAGCUGCCGUUGUGACUUCUACUUCCUCAGCGCCCACGUCAAGCGCCAGAGCAAGCCCACUGUUGAAGAAGGAGCCAGUGAUUUCAGCACCAGCACCACCAAGGCUCACGCCUCAGCCGCAGCCUCGGCCACAGUCACAACCUCAACCUCGGCCGCAGUCGCAGCCUCAGUUAAUACCUGAGCUUCGGACCCAGCCUCCGAGUCACAUCCCUCCACCUCUCAAUUACCAAGUGCAUCACCAGGUGGCCCACAACGGACUCAAUAAUAUCAGCCGGAGCAGCAGUGCUAGCAGUGCAACAAGCAUCAGCCUCCCGAAACACCUUCCCCUCUCUCCCCAGAUUCCUCCGCACCAUUCCUCCGGCCCGGCUCUGCCCCUCUCCAUCUCUAAUCUUGCUACCUCGCACUUCUCUCUCAGAUCGCAGGCCCAACACCAGCACCAUCCGGCCAUGUUCGCCACCCCACCCACGCUGCCACCUCCACCAGCGUUACCUACCAACAGCCUCGUGAUACCGGGUCACCCUGCGGAUCACGAACUGCUCAGGCAAGAGCUGAACAACCGGUUUUUGGUUCAGAGUUCGGACCGGGCCGCUGCCUCACUUGGCCCGGUGCCGCUGCUGAGAGCGGAGUUUCACCAGCACCAACACACGCAUCAGCACCAACACACCCACCAGCACACAUUCACUCCUUUUCCAUCCAGCUUGCCCCAGACGCCGCUCAUGCCGCCCUCUGCACCUCCCAUGGUGCGUACCCCAGCCCAAAAUUUUGACAAGUACGCUCCCAAAUUAGACAACCCUUACUUUCGACAUUCCAACUUCUUUCCAACCUAUCCUCCAGCAAUGCCUGGAAUGCCACCCAUGCUUCCACAUUCAGGUCCCUUUGGGUCACUUCAGGGAGCAUUUCAACCGAAGACUUCAAACCCUAUUGAUGUAGCAGGUAGACCAGGCACAGUCCACCAUACGCUGCUGCAGAAGACUCCAGGGGUGUCAGACCCUUAUAGGCCUCCAGUAAGAGUAAGUAAGAAACCCGGGAAGUGGUGUGCGGUUCACGUACAGAUUGCCUGGCAGAUCUACCAUCACCAGCAAAAGAUAAAGCAAAUGCAGCUGGAUCCCCACAAGCUAGAGAUAGGUGGUAAACUUGACCUGUUCAGCAGACCUCCCGCCCCUGGAGUGUUUCCAGGCUUCCAUUAUCCACAGGAUCUUGCCAGGCCUCUGUUUUCUACCACAGGUGCGACGCAUCCAGCCACCACCCCUUUUGGUCCUUCACCUCAUCACAGCAGUUUCCUGCCUACAAACCACUUGGCAGGUAAGUAUCCAUUUAGCAGGUCAAGCACCUUCAGCGGCCUUGGGAACUUAGGCAGCAAUGCCUUUGGAGGAUUAGGCAGUCAUGCUCUGACUCACAACAACAUUUUUACUCACAAAGAUGGCCCGAACCUGCAGAAUUUCAAUAAUCCCCACGAGCCAUGGAACAGACUCCAUCGGACCCCGCCGUCCUUCCCGACACCUCCGCAGUGGCCCAAGCCCACCGAUUCCGAGCGAAGCUCCUCGGUGACAAACCAUGACAGAGACAGAGAGCGGGAGCGAGAGCCCGAGAAGAGGGAUCUUUCUCUGAGUAAAGACGACAGAGACAAAGAGAGAGACCUCAUGGAUAAAAACAGACAUUCAAACAGAUCCUCACCGGCAUCGGCUCCAGUGACACAUCAGAUAAGCAAUCUCAUCCGCAGCAACAGCCAAACCUCCAGUGAUCCCAUCAGGCAGGUUAGCCUCGGUGAAAGGGAAAGGUCCAAAGAACCCGAGCGAGAGCACCCUGACCGGCUGAGAGAGCCGCCCAUAGCGGAACACAAGAUUAAAGAGAGCCGUUCUCCAGUGAAGGAAACUCCAAGCCAUGAUAAGAGACCCUCUGAGGACAACACAAAGCCAGUAAUCCAGUCUGUAUCCCCGUACAGCAAACCUGCACUAAGUGAGAGCUUGAAGCUUACCAAUCUAAUGAGCAAGGACAUGGAGAGAAAGACAGAGCUUCCCAGCGACCUCCAGAAGAUUAAGAAUGACAUCAAAGUCAAAGAGGAGAGGAAGGAAGACAGUGACGUGCUGGUGGUUGGGUCUGAGCCUUCACAGCACUCCCGGUCGGUGGAGCAUCCCCCACCGCCUACUUUGCAUGGAUUAUCAUUGCCUCACUCGAUGGCUGCCUCUAUGCCCAUCUCCAUGGGCAGCGUGCACCAGAUGAACAACAUGAAUGUUCUGGACCGCAGCAGAAUGAUGACCCCGCUCAUAGGCAUGAAUCCUUUGUCAGGAAGAGAGAGGCUGCCACAUCCCGGAUUUUCCUGGGACCCGAUGAGGGACCCAUUGCGAGAUGCCUACCGGAGCUUAGACCUGCACCGUCGAAUGGACUUCCAGCUCCGGACGGAUCCUAUCCACAGGUUCCCUACCACCUCUGGAUUUUACGACCAUGAGCGUUCUUACAGAGACAGGGAGCCGCACGACUAUAACCAUGAAAACCUUCUUGAGGCCCGCCGAGAGCAGGAGCGGUUGCGGCAAGUGGAGGAAAGAGAGCGCUUGCACUUACGGGAAGAACUUGAGCGUGCCAGAAUGCACCACUUGCACUCGUCCCCCAUCGAAAGUCACCUGGCACACGUGCCAUCCUUCAUGCCUCACUUAAGCGGGAUGCAUUACCCCAGACUGAGCCCAUCCACUGCCAUGCACAACGGGAUUUUAAACAGGAACCCGCCGACCGCAGCGCUGAGCGCCCCACCGCCUCUUGUACCAGCGAGCAGCACCAGACCUGCCUCCCCACGCAGGACUACUCCACUCACAAACUCAGAGUCCAGGGACUACUCCCCCUCUAGGAACCCCAAAGAAGUAGAGGCACGAUAGUCCCCAACAUUGAAUUUUAAACUCGCCUGUAUAUAAAACAACCAACCGACGACGACGACGACAACAACAACAACAACAAAAAGCAAAGAGAAAAAAAAAAAACAAAACAAAACAAAAAAACAAACCUUUUACAAAAUGCACUGCUGUAAACUUUUUUUUUUAAUGUAAAAUUUGUAGAAGUUAAGCACAUUUCCAUAAAUAACGGGGUCGGGGAUGCAGACUUUCCAACAAGAAGGUUGCUGAGAAUGGGAAUUUAAUAUAUAGGUAUUGAUUUUUUGUUUUUGUUUUUUGUUUCUGUGCUAAAAAAAAAAAAAAUUAGUUAAAAAUAUCAAGUUUGUACAUUUUUUCCCAAAUGUGAGAAACAUUUUUAAUGGAUUUGUAUUUUUUUUAAUUUUGUGCUCUUUAUUCACUUAAAAAAAGAAGAAAUUUUGCUUUUGUUUUUAGUUAAAUUUGCAUUUUAAAGGCCUCAGAUCCUUAAGAAAAAAAAUACCCAGGGUUUCUUAAAAGUAUUAUUUAUGGAAAUACUGUAGUUUUACAGUCCACUGUGAGGUUCCCUUCUGAGGCCAAUUGAUCACUUACCUUGGUACUUUGGAACCGAAGUUACGGAUAUAUAUUAAAAUAUUAAUAAUAAUAAUAAUGUACAAAACUGUUUGUUUUUUGCCUUAUUAUAUUAUGCAGAAAUUUAAGAGGAAUUUUUUUUGACUUCUUGUUUUAAACAAACAAAAAAAAAAAACAAAGAAAACAAACUGUAAAUAUUCUGUUAAUAUAAAUGUACACCAAUAUUAAAUUCUUAACAUAGGUAGACUUUAUAAAAAUGGUUUCUAGAACCACUCUGGUUAUUUGUUAACAUGGUUACAACUCAUACUCUUGUCACAGUCAGAAAUUCACACUCAGAAAGCUAAGUACGGCAUAUAUACUUCAACUAUGCAAGAACUCGGAGGCAGGUCUUAGUGGAUGUUGGGGGGAGGAAGGUUUAAAAAAAAAUAAAUAAAAAACAACCCAAAAAACAACCAACUCGCAACUCUGGAGACAGAACGGCAGCGGCAUGUGAACGGAGAGAAGGAUGCUUGUGUUUAACAAAAAAAAAAAAUAAAAAAUAGAGACUGAAUUUUUUUGUACAAACACAAGGGACAGUUCGUCAAGGAAAGAGAGAGAGACACGCUCCUGGAAGGGAAUUUUGGUUUCCUACUUCUCAAGCUGGCAAAAGCAGAUGGAACUGGCACAGUACCAUGCGGCAGACCCUUUCCUGAUUUUUUUUUUUUUCCUUUUUUUUUUUCUCUUUUUUUGUGUUGUGGGCAGGAUCGCUGGCAAGCAAGGACAAUUUUCCGUGGACCCCUUGUGCUAAUUGUGCAGUGUUCUUAUUGGAAUCUGUAUACAAGACAAAGUAGAAUUUUAGGAGUGCAAAAAAAAAAAAAAAAAGUCUAAUGGUUGAUUAAAAAAAAAAAAAGAAAUUCUGAUAUAUUAUCUAUAGUACAUGAAGACCAUAAGCAAAUGUUUGUUUCAGUGUGGUUCUGCCUUGAACUGCUUUUUGGCAUGAUUUAUUUUUUAUUUCCGAUUUUACUUUUCAUCCAUAUGUAAAUUUUGCCAUGUUUUACUUGCUGUACCAUCCCCCCUCCCUUAUUUUAUUUUUCAGUGUCCAUGUUUUAUAUAUCCUGGGCUUUUUCUCUCUAGUUAAUUCAGCCAUCCGCUACUAUUUUCUUGGCUCUGUAACUCUUGUUUCCCCCCCCUCCCCAUCCUCCCCCCUGCACCCCCUGUAAUUUUAAACAUUCAGUUUCCUUGUAGAUCAAUGAAGAUAAAUACAACAUUGAUUUUGGAUGAAAAA